Molecule: messenger RNA, 168 nt
Organism: Nakaseomyces glabratus
Lineage: Eukaryota; Fungi; Ascomycota; Saccharomycetes; Saccharomycetales; Saccharomycetaceae
Gene: COX17
Product: copper metallochaperone COX17
Biological process (GO): mitochondrial respiratory chain complex IV assembly
Cellular component (GO): mitochondrial intermembrane space
Molecular function (GO): copper ion binding; copper chaperone activity
Source: RefSeq, a predicted model, not a curated record
AUGUCUGAACCACAGAAAGAAGAUAAACCAAAGCCAUGCUGUGUCUGUCUUCCUGAGAAGGAAGCUAGAGACCAGUGCUUGCUAUUUGAUGGCCAAGAAUCUGCAAAGUGCAAAGAACUGAUUGAGAAGUACAAGAGUUGCAUGAAGACCUACGGGUUUAACAUCUAG